Molecule: messenger RNA, 2482 nt
Organism: Gigantopelta aegis
Lineage: Eukaryota; Metazoa; Mollusca; Gastropoda; Neomphalida; Peltospiridae
Product: hydrolethalus syndrome protein 1 homolog
Exons: 10
Coding region: 162-1154 (330 amino acids)
Biological process (GO): cilium assembly
Cellular component (GO): centriole; non-motile cilium
Source: RefSeq, a predicted model, not a curated record
AAAAAAAAUGGCGGAAAUGAUAUGAAUGAAGACAUCCCAGACGUUUCUUGUUUUGUUAAUUCAGAGGAAUUGAUUGAUGCCCAAUGUAAUAUAAAACUAACUCAUUGACAAGUUUUCCAUAUUAUUUAAUUGAGCGUUAUCUGUGAUAUUAAACACCUGAAAUGGAAUCUAUUGAUUUUACUGAAGCUGAGAUACAAGAGGAAUUAGCACGACUUGGAUAUCAGAAUGUACCUGAAGAAAAACUCAGAGACUUUAAAAGAGAUCUGCACAGACUUAUAGAACAAGAAAAAAGCAAAGAUUCAUCGCUGAACACAUGUCCUUCCUCUAGUGAACGUAGUCAAAGAACUGAAUUAUCAGGAGGUUUCAGAGAUCCUGUUUUAAGAGAGAGGGUCCGUGCAGACGAGCGACAUACUGAACUGGAGGAGCGAUAUAAUGGCUAUGACAAAUACGGGAAGGAAAAUCGUUUGACUGCUAGACAAGAGCCUGAUCUUGCCAGGAUGUCUCUGCCUAAAGGACUUGUCUACACUGGUGGGCAAUACUCACUGUAUGACGGAGUGGAUCCCAGACAACCUAGCCAUGAAUUACAAGAUGACAUUUCCGAAUGUGGAUCAGAAAGAAGAAUGGUGAAAAGGAAAGUGUUAAGGAAAACAGACAAAGGUUCCAAAUUUGUGGAUGAGUCAAUGACUGAAAGUGAAGCAGGGAGCAUUGCUGAUGCUAAUGAAUGCCUUCAGAGACUUGGUUUAGGAGACGCUAGUGACCUAGAUUUAUUGAGGCGUCCCAAGUCAUCUAAAGAUUACGCGCCUUACAGACUGUCACCUAAUGAUCCCCGGCCGUCUUCAGUUAUACUGAGACCAGCUGAACAUCCUCAUAUCAGGAACCUGAGGAAAUGUGACCCGGUGGCCCGGUUCCAGCAGUUCCAGCAAGUGUGGCAGACCCACAAGACACCUGGUGAAAAGGAUCACAAGGAUCUGAGGUGGAACAUCCGAGCACAGAUGCUAACUCAAGACACGUUUGAAAAGAAACCACAGAAAGUGUUUGUACCUAACAACUACCAGGUUCCUACGGAGAAGAAGCGGUCGUCUCUUCGCUGGCAGAUACGGACUGACAUUGCACAAGGCAACAUGCCACCUUGUGGUUUCUUCUGUGAAUACUAAGUGCAAUAUGUCCAGGCACAUUCCAAGCUAUCGUAGAAAUAAAUGUCAUAGAAUCAGAAGGCUCUUUUUAAAUGCACAGGCAAAGAAAACAUUAAUUAGCAUUGUCUGGUAUAUGAGAAACAGCAUUUUUACUAUAUCCAUACAUUCCAUCCAUCCAUCUAAGUUUCAACUUGCGACCAUCUAUUUUCUUUGUCAUGAAAUAAGUGUGUUCCCCAAUAAGUAGAGAUUAAACUGUCUAAAUCACUUUUGUUAUGAAGAUAUGGAUAUAAUAUAAUAGAUUAGGGACAUUUUAGGAUCUAUACAGCAGAAAUCAUAACAUUGAUACAGUUACAUGUGGAACCUUUGACAGUAAAUAGCUCUAGUAUCAAACAAUCUGAGCUGGACUUGUACAAAUAUUACACUGACCAAAAAACAUCAAAAAAUUUUUUUUUAAGAAAAGGAUGUACAUAAAUUAAUAUUUAUAGUACAGGGGUGGGACUUCUCCUCGGAUCAACUGUUUUCCUCUCAUGGAAUAUUGUGUUUCCUCGCAUUUUAAUUGUCCUUUCCUCCAAAAUGAGUCAGAUGGCACAGAUUUUAACCUAGGAUCUCAAGAAGUUCCAGGACCAUUCUAGAUUUCCUCUUUUACAGUUCACCAAUUCCGACCCCUGAUAGUGAGAAAACUUGAAAAUACUAUAGGUUGCACAUCACCAUUCACUUUUGCAUAGAUUUCAAUACAAUUUCUAUAUCGGAAUAUAUUCGGAGACAACUUGUAAAAUAUUGAGGGCUACAUGACUGCUAGUUUUAGGAAUUACAGUCACUUGGUAACUACCAUUAAAAAAAAAUACAGGGUAAUUAAAAACAAAUGGGAGUUGUAAAGGUGGCAGCAUACCAGAUGCACAGUUGUUAUCAUUUAGUAAUAAAAAUAAUAAGUGACUUCCAACCAGCGAGUUAUUUAACCCACUGACUACUGCAGGCGAGAUAUCCCGCCUGCAGUCACACAAGUCAACAUGCUGUACACUGUAUACAGUGCAUUCCCCAAUUAAUAUUUCCCACCAUUUUGCAAACAGCACUCAUCAGAAAUAAUAAGACCAACAGGAAAUAUAUUAAUUGAGAAUAUGGUAGCUUUAGUUUUUUAUUUUUCAAUGGAAAAUACCUGAAAAGUUUAAGUUAAAAAAGCUGAUUGUGACUACUAAUUUGAUAAUACAUUUGACUGUUUUACCAACCGUGAAAUAUUGGGAUAUGAAUCGUAGUUCACUUCCCAAAAAAAUUCUGGUCAGAAAAACAGUUAAUGGGAAUAAUGGACAUAAGUAAAUGUGGCUUUUUCUUCUUUUUUUGGCUCAAUUUUAAUC